Molecule: messenger RNA, 3407 nt
Organism: Cynara cardunculus var. scolymus (artichoke)
Lineage: Eukaryota; Viridiplantae; Streptophyta; Magnoliopsida; Asterales; Asteraceae
Product: extra-large guanine nucleotide-binding protein 3-like
Exons: 7
Coding region: 718-3255 (845 amino acids)
Biological process (GO): adenylate cyclase-modulating G protein-coupled receptor signaling pathway
Cellular component (GO): heterotrimeric G-protein complex
Molecular function (GO): GTPase activity; G protein-coupled receptor binding; guanyl nucleotide binding
Source: RefSeq, a predicted model, not a curated record
UCUAUCAGACACUAUUUAAUUACAGCCAUACAUUACUGUUUUCAAUGGUCAUGGUGCUGCUCUACAAACCUUUUUACUGCCAUCAUCCUGUUCACCUUUUUUACUAUUUUUUUACAUGAAUUCUUAACGCAUUUGGCUAAAAUAAUAAUUCAACACAAAAGGCUGACUACAAAAUAGACGUGGUUAAGAAAGUUGACUAACAGAUUUCUAAAAUAGCAUAGCAUAACUGUUUGAAGAUGUUCAUAAAGUACAGGUGUCAGAGAUGCUAAUAAAGUCUCCUUGCAUUGCAGGCCACCAUCUUUUGUCUCUACUUUCCUUCCUAUCCUUUUCGUACCAUUCAUUUUAUAUGCAAGUUUUAGCUACAAACUUCCAAUACUUGUAAUUCAAUUGAUUUCUUACUUUACAUUUCCUGGUCUUUUUUAUCAACUUUUUUGACAUUUUCUUGUAUUUUUCCUUUCAAUUCUAAACACUAAAAAAGGCAGGUACCCAACUGCUACUCCGACGACCUUGACUCUACUACUCGGUGAUAGAUCUUUUUUACAUGGUUGGUGAGUUGCAUGCAGUUUUGAAUUGGUCCAAUCCAACUAGUUGCCCUUUUCAAAGACUUGGACCAAACCCAUUUGGGAGAUUUACGUGUGUGAAUUGGGUAUUUAAAGAUUGAAUUCAAUAUAAGGUAUACUUGUAUUCAACAAUUCGUAACUUCUGAAACUAAUUGGUAUGAGGGAGAUGGAGAAAAAUGGGAUUUCAUUACCUCAAGGAGAAGAAGAUGAUUAUGAUGAUCUUGAACUAUCCGUUGCUUUGGAGUACAUGGGUCCUCAAGUCACUUAUGAGCUUCUGAAGGUGCAGCCUUUAGAAUCAAGAAAACCGGUCAUCCGUGUGGUCGGUUCACCAAACCAAAGUUCGAGACUAACGGCUAGCUCUGACUCUGUAGCUUCAGAUUCUUUCUCGGGUUCGCCUUCGGCAUCUCCUGGUUCGAUCCAUGAUCAACACGAAACUGAUCAUGAAGCGAGGAAAGGCCCUGUCGUCACUUUCAAGACUAUUGAUAGAUCAGAUAAGAAAGAUGUGGUUAGUUAUCCAGAAAAUGUAACCAUUUCAAGGAAGAAAAAGAAAACAAAAUUUUGUUAUAGAUGUGGGAAAGGGAAGUGGGAAACUAAAGUGUCUUGUUUGGUGUGUGAUGCUAAGUAUUGUAGCAAUUGUGUUCUUAGAGCGAUGGGAUCGAUGCCCGAGGGGAGAAAGUGUGUUACUUGUAUCGGGGAGGUGAUUGAUGAGUCGAAAAGGAUGACUUUGGGCAAGAACUCACGGUUAUUGGUUCGUCUGCUUAGUCCAUUAGAAGUGAAGCAGAUUAUGAAAGCGGAGAAAGAAAGUUCUGCUAAUCAGCUUCGACCCGAGCAGUUGAUUGUGAACGGAUCUCCGCUUAAACCCGAUGAGAUGGCGGAAUUACUUGGCUGCCCUUUACCCCCACAAAAACUAAAACCUGGUGCAUACUGGUAUGAUAAGGAGUCUGGUCUCUGGGGAAAGGUGGGAGAAAAACCAGAUAGGGUGGUGAGUUCAAACCUAAGUUUCAGUGGGAAACUUGAUCCUAAAACAAGCAAUGGAAACACACAAGUUUACAUAAAUGGCAGAGAAAUUACAAAAUUGGAGUUGAAAGUGCUCAGGGUUAGUUUAUUCAUUUCCUUACCUCCAGACGCUAGAAAUCUGGUUUAUCUUGCUAUAGUUGAUUCAAUUAUAUACACCAUCAUCCUGUAUCAUUACAUCUUAAAUCUGUUUGUUCAGCUUGCAGAUGUGCAGUGUCCUCGCGAUACCCAUUUCUGGGUUUACGACGAUGGUCGUUAUGAGGAGGAAGGCCAGAACAAUAUUAAGGGAAAUAUCUGGGAAAAGGCGUCAACGCGGCUUCUCUGUUCUUUGUUAUCAUUGCCCGUGCCACACGGUCAGCCUCAACGAGAGACCAAUGAAGCCAGAAAUAAUGCUACCGUUCCAAAUUACUUGGAGCAGAAAAAUAUUCAGAAGCUUCUGUUAUUUGGACUAGAGGGUUCUGGAACCAGCACUAUCUUAAAGCAGGCAAAAUUCUUGUAUGGAAACAGAUUUAGCGAUGAAGAGUUGCAAGAUAUUAAGCUUAUGAUUCAAAGUAAUAUAUACAAAUAUAUCAGCAUUCUGCUUGACGGGAGGGAACGCUUCGAGGAAGAAUUCAUGAGCAGGAAGAACUCCUCGGAAUCCCAUGAUGAAACCAUCCAAACAGGUAGCAUACCUGAUGGCAAUGGAACUGAUCAAUGUAUCUACUCAAUUAACCCGAGAUUGAAAACAUUUUCUGACUGGCUACUCGACAUUAUUGCCACUGGAGAUUUGGAUGCUUUCUUUCCUGCUGCAACGCGAGAGUAUGCUCCCCUGGUGGAAGAGGUGUGGAAGGAAGAUGCCAUCCAGGAAACAUAUAAGAGGAGAGACGAACUUCAUUUCCUUCCCGAUGUUGCAGACUAUUUCCUAAGCCGGGCUGUUGAGGUUUCUAGCAAUGAAUACGAACCUUGUGAGCAAGAUAUACUAUAUGCAGAAGGAGUGACCCAAGGUAAUGGUAUGGCGUUCGUUGAAUUCUCCUUGGAUGAUCGUAGCCCGAUUUCCGAGAUAUACUCAGACGAUCCCGAUGCUCAAUUCUUGCCUCUUACCAGAUAUCAACUCAUCAGAAUGAACGCCAAGGGGAUGAACGAAGGAUGUCGGUGGGUGGAAAUGUUCGAGGAUGUUCGUGUUGUCGUCUUUUGUGUUGCCCUGAGCGACUACAAUCAAAUGUGGCUUCCCAAGGAGGCCUCAGGGACCUCCACUGUACUUCAAAACAAGAUGGAACAAAGCAAAGAACUCUUCGAAACAAUGGUUAAGCACCCUUCAUUCAAAGACAUUCCUUUCGUGCUAAUCCUAAACAAAUACGACCUCUUUGAAGAGAAGCUUGCCCGGACCCCACUAACAACCUGUGAGUGGUUCGCCAAUUUUAGCCCAGUGAAACCGUACACAAACCACAAAAACCUCGCUCAACAAGCCUACUAUUUCGUAGCAAUAAAAUUCAAGGACCUGUAUGCAUCCCUAACGAAUAGAAAGCUUUUUGUUUGUCAAACUAAGGCUAGAGACCGCGCUACAGUGGAUGUAGCAUUCAAGUACGUAAGAGAGAUUGUCAAGUGGGAUGAUGAGAAAGAAAUGGCUUAUUAUGGUGCAGAGUCAACAAGUUUUUGUAGUACUACUGAUGCAAGCUCGACACCAUUUAACGGACAAGGGUGAAGUGAUGAAGACCAGUCUACCAGAUACAUCAUAUCUGGUUGCAUUUCCUUUUAUGAUGUCGGGAACAAACUGAAGUUAGUUAUAUGUAUUAUGAUGUCGGGAACAAACUAAAGUUAUUUAUAUGUAUGAUAUAGGGGCUAGUUUUUUCAUGC